UAUAUUUAUUUUGAAUUUCUGUAUAUUUCAAUUAACAUUUAAAUAUAAAUUUAAAUAUACAGUAUAUAUUAAAUAACUGAUUCAUAGAACAAAAUGCAAUGUUUUGACAACUUUAAGAAAAAUAACAAAGAAUCGCAAUGGACUGAACCGUUUGUGUUCAUCCAUAGCACAGAUCCACAGUUUGGUUUGAUUGAUAGGAUGGCCGGUAAACAUGUGUUGAAAUGGGAUAAAGAAAUACAAUUAACAAGAGAUGCCAUUAAAGCCGUUAACCGAAUGCAACCGAAACCCAAGUUUUUGGUCGUCGGCGGAGAUUUCGUGCACUCAAUGCCCGGAAAUGCUGACCGAAAUCAACAAAUGUGUGACUUUCAAAUGUGUUUAGACCAACUCGACAAAGAUAUUCCUCUGGUAUUUGCUUGUGGUAAUCAUGAUGUAGGCGACUGUCCCACCAAUGAUACCAUUGAUGAAUAUCGACGAGACUUUGGAGACGAUUAUUAUUGGUUUACUUGUGGCGGAGUUUUUUCUAUUGUAUUAAACUCUCAGUAUUAUAAAGACGAUACACAUGUGAAAGAUUUGACCAAAAAACAGGAUAAAUGGUUGGAUGAAGUCCUGGAUAUCUAUAAACAACAUAAUUAUAAACAUUUAGUAGUUUUCCAACACAUCCCGUAUUUUUUGCGAGAAGUUUACGAAAAAGACGAUCGCUUUAAAACUUGCAUUAAAGAAGAUUUGCGGAUCAAAAUGUUAUAUAAAUUACACAAAUCGGGCGCCCGAUAUGUAUUUAGUGGCCACUAUCACAGUAAUGCCGGCGGUAUGUAUAAAGAUUUAGAACAAGUGGUCACUUCUGCACUCGGCGGACAAUUGGGUACCGAUCAGAGUGGACUCAGAGUUGUCAAAGUUUAUGAAAACAGUAUUCAACACCAAUAUUACAGUGUCGAUGAAAUCCCAGAAAUAAUACAACUCUAAUGUUUCAAAUGAUUUCAUCUAAUAAAUUAAUACAUUAU
Oppia nitens is the source of this 998-nucleotide messenger RNA. Its product is annotated as serine/threonine-protein phosphatase CPPED1-like. The record is from RefSeq and is a predicted model, not a curated record. Lineage: Eukaryota; Metazoa; Arthropoda; Arachnida; Sarcoptiformes; Oppiidae. Bases 94 to 960 code for a protein of 288 amino acids. Gene Ontology annotation, molecular function: hydrolase activity. The transcript has 2 exons.